Molecule: messenger RNA, 3508 nt
Organism: Cyprinodon tularosa
Lineage: Eukaryota; Metazoa; Chordata; Actinopteri; Cyprinodontiformes; Cyprinodontidae
Gene: sec62
Product: SEC62 homolog, preprotein translocation factor
Exons: 6
Biological process (GO): post-translational protein targeting to membrane, translocation
Cellular component (GO): endoplasmic reticulum; endoplasmic reticulum membrane
Source: RefSeq, a predicted model, not a curated record
UGUCUUCCUGUUUUUCUGCAUUUAGCAUCCAAGGCUGUGGAGUGUCUGCUGGACUCCAAAUGGGCCAAAGCUAAAAAGGGAGAAGAGGCGCUGUUCACCACCAGAGAGUCGGUGGUGGAUUAUUGCAACAGACUCUUAAAGAAGCAGUUCUUCCAUCGAGCUCUUAAGGUGAUGAAGAAAAAACCAGAGAAAGACGCCAAAAAAGAGAAGGAGAAAGAAAAAACCAAGAGUGACGGCAGUAAAGAAGAGGAGAAAAAAGGGAAGGAGAAAGAGAAGAAGAAGGAGUCUGAGAGCGUUGAAACCAAGAAAGAGAAAAGUGAUGACAGCCCUGGAACCCCUAAGAAGAAGAAAGAGGUAAAGAAAAAGUUUAAACUGGAGCCUCAUGAAGACCAGCUGUUUCUGGAUGGAAACGAGGUGUACGUGUGGAUUUACGACCCGGUCCACUUCAAAACAUUUGCAAUGGGCUUGAUCCUGGUCAUUGCAGUGAUUGCGGCCACCCUGUUCCCUCUGUGGCCAGCAGAGAUGCGUGUUGGCGUUUAUUAUCUGAGUGUUGCAGCGGGCUGCUUUGUGGCCAGCAUCCUGCUUCUAGCAGUGGCUCGCUGCAUCCUCUUCCUGAUUAUAUGGCUGGUGACUGGUGGACGUCAUCACUUCUGGUUCCUGCCCAACCUGACAGCAGAUGUGGGCUUCAUCGACUCCUUCAGGCCGCUCUACACUCACGAAUACAAAGGGCCACGAACCAGUGACAAGAAGGGGUCAGAUAAGACUGACGACAAGGACAGCGGCGCUUCCCUCAAGGCUCAGAAGUCGGACAGUGACGAGAAGUCGGACAGCGAGAAGAAGGAUGCUGACGAUGAGGAAGAGGACGAAGAUGAGAGCAAGGAGGCAAAGCGAAGAGAAACAGACGACCGCCACUCGGAUACAGACAGUGACCGCCGGGAGGACGAAGGCUCGCAGCACAGCAACGGAAACGACUUUGAAAUGAUCACCAGAGAGGAGCUGGAGCAGCACACAGAAGAGGAGGAAGAGGAUGAAGGAGAGGAGGAAGACGAGGAGACAAACGAGAGGAAAGAAAGUAGCGAGAGUGAGUCGAAACCCCAGACUGCUGAGAAAUAAACUUCCUGUUCCAUCACUCUAGUUUUGUCCUCUGCCUUCCUUUCCCUCCCUGCUAUGAUCCAGGACCUGCUAGUCCCGCCUCUCUGAGUGCAAAGAGGCUCCAUCUCAUGUUGGUGAGCUCUUCUACUAAACAGAACCGGGACAGACAGACAGACCCCUCAAAGGUUUACGGCUAUGAUGAUGGGGAAAAUGUAUAAAAAAAAAUAAGCCUUAUGAUGGAAAUGAUUCCUCUCCAAUGAAAUGUUAUUUAUGUUCAAAUGAAACUGCUGCUGGACAUGUUUGCCUGAGGAACCCAUCAGACCAAAGCAUCACCUCUGAGGGUUUUCUGUUACGGUUCCUUGUCUUACAAGGUCGGGUUUACAUCGCCAUCACUUGGAUUAUAUGGAGUCAAAUCAAGGUGGCGUCAUAUUGGAUGGUUCAGGAAGCACAGCACUGGUGUCAUCCUCAGAGUUUCAUAUAAACCAGUGAGUCUGAUGCAUUCCUCAGGCAGCAGUGAUCAGUGUGCCAGCUGUUCAAUCCUCAACACGGAUGGACCAAAUCCUGGGCUUUAUUUAAAGAGAAAGACCACAUUGUGACAAAAUUAAGACUAGUAUGGGUCGCUUAGGUACUAGCUUCAGGUUGAUCUCAAUCGAUUAGUUCUUUUAUUGUAUGAAUUCAGUUCAUAAAGAAAACAGAUUGAAUCAGCACACAGUCAUUCAGAGUGUUUACUUCUGUUUAUUUUGAUGAUAAUGGCUUUUAGCUGCUAAACGUUAAGCUGCACAACAACGGUCCUAAUCUAUUCCUCCAUUAGCAGCAGUACAAUGCUUCUAUCCCUGUUGCUUUUGCACUUUUUGCUUUCAUUUAACUUCCCAUUAAUGUCUGGCUUUUAAAUUACCCAUUGCAACCAUUUUACCAAAUGUUUUUCUUCCACUAAACUUCCAGGACUUGUGCUUGAAAACAGAUCUCAGUGCACCCAGCUUAUUUAGUGAAGACUGUCUGACUAGAAAGGCCUUAACAUAGGCAUGACAAUUCUGUUUAGAAUAAAUAAACAAUUAGGUUUUCUGUAAGCCAUUUUUGGCUGUAAACCAUAAUCUUAAAAAUGAACAGAAACAAAAACGCUUUGAAAUAUUUUACCAUAUAAUGAAUCUUGGUUUAACUUUUUGAACUGAAUUGGGUUAUGGUUCGAUUCUGAUCAAUUGAGACGUUUACUUUGGGAUUGUUUUUGGCUUAUAAUAGUUGUCCACUCAGUAUGAACUUUGUCUUCAUUCAGUUUGCCCUCAAGAACACAUUUAAGCUCCUGGAGACAGCUGGCAUACUAAUUAGUUUUUUUUUUAUAUUGCAGAAGUUGCUGAAGAAGUGUGUCUGUGUAAAACCAUAAGUUGACUAAAGCACUGGGAACAUGAGCAGAUAUAAAGAGAACUCUAGUGCCAAACACACCAGAUGAUACAAUUUCAGCAUGAUCAACAUGAAGAGCUGAGCUUGAUUUAAUGAAGCCGUUCAUUUUGGAAAGGCAUUGUCCCAAUUCUUCACAUUCUUAAAGCGUACAGAUGAAACACAGCAUAAAGAUGACGGUAUGCAAGUAAAGAAAGAGGAUUUUGGUUUAAAUGUGUUCACAUUAGACUGUAAUCCAAAGGAGUCGUAUCUAGUCUUGCACAAGCAAUCAGUGGGCUUAUUUUUUUGAGUCCAAAUCCGCUCACUGAUCAGCUGAGGUCCAAGCUGUUUCACUUUAUCUUCGGGCUAGAACGGAUUAGAUGCUCUUUAUAGGCAUAGCAAGGAUUAUAUUUAAGUAUGAAACAGAAAUGUAUCAUUUAUAUAUGGUUUCUAUUAAUGUACCAGAUAUAUGCAUAUAGUACUCAAAGUCUAAAACUAUGGAACAAGACUUCUGCUCAUUUGUGUCUAAUUAUUGUUCUCAUCCGAGUCAUCUAGUCUAACUUUUACAGGUAGAAUCUGGGAACCGUUGGAUUACAGCAUUUUUAGAUUUGCCACGAUGUCAAGUGUGUGAUUGUGCUCGGUUGUAUGUUGCCAGGUCUGCUUUUCUCCCUCCAAUGAUCUGUUGUUUACCUGGAGUAAAGAAAGCAGUUACAUCUGUGCUGCUUUCUGUAUGUUCCUCAUGUUACCUGAACUUGUCUAAUCUGUGUUACAGUUUUAUGUUAUUUUUUAUCCUGCCAUAGUCCUAAUAAGGUGUGUAUCUCUGACUUUCUCAUUUGCAUGUUUGUUUUGUUUAACAUUCUGUUUUUAACCCCUUUUUCUUUCCAUUGGGCAGAAGCACACCUGUUUGCAGUCAGCCUCUGGUUUUCCAUUUCACAUGAAAUCUACAAGCUUUUCGGUCUGUUGUGUAUUGUAGUGUUAUUCUAAGCUGCUGCUGCUUCUCAUCACUUCUCUGGGGAAAAUAAAUAUAAAAAUGUAAAAACUUCCA